AUGACUGCAACAUCCAGCAUCGAUCUCAUCAACCUAUGUAGGUCCAUCUCGAAGCGCGCAGUAUCUUGUGCAGCCGCCGCAGAGAAUAUAGCUGGAUUGGACAGGGAAUUCUUGAAGGCACAUGAAUACUGUCUUGUUGUUUACAAUUACAUGCUCGAAGUUUGCAACCCCCUCGUCAGGAACAAUGAUUCUUUUGGACCAUCAGGCUCGAGCUUUUUCACCCAUCAAGCUCAAGAAGCAGUAAAGUCGGCUAUGAACAAAAGACUUGUCAAAUCAGAGAAAGGCACUGCCCGACAAGAUAUACUGCCCAGCUGCGAGAAGAUCCCCGUCGCGGAGAAAGAAGUAGCACCGCCUUCGUAUUCAAGGCCCGCAUCAACGACUACAACUCCGCCCAUAGCGUCACCGUCAACGCCUUCACCACUAGUUCAAAGCCCAGUCAACAAUUGUCACCGCCCCAAAGGCUCUUCAUUCUUCAGAGCCCUCACAUCGGGCUUCCGCAAACAUGAUCCAUUGGUCUCAACGCUCUGUCAAGCCGCCGCUCGCGGAGAUGAGCAACAAGUCUCUGGCCUAAUCUCCCAAGCCGCAAACGUCAACGGCCGAAACGAAGACGGGGAUACACCACUCAAGUGCGCCAUAAGAUAUGAUCAAGUUGGAACCGCUUGUCUUCUUCUAAAAGCUGGAGCUCAAAGCAACAAGCUACCGCCCUUAUUCAAGGCUGCUUCUGUCGGGAGUCUCAAGAUCGCUAGGGUGCUUAUUGAUUCUGGGGACAGUGUACACGGCAAAUCAAAAACUGGGAAGCCCUACUUUGUUGAUGUUGUUGCUAAAGGUAAUCUGGACGGUAUCAAGUUCCUCCUUGAGAAUGGCGCUCCAGUUAAUGCAAGGAACGAGAGACGGGAGGAAGUUAUUGUCCAGGUUGUCAAGACAGACAACAUCGACAUCACCCGUCUUCUUCUUGCCCACGGCGCUAAUGCAAGUGCGAAGGAUGCAAUAGGCGAGGAGAUUAUUGUACACGCUGUCAAGAAGGGCAAUGUUGAACUAGCCAAUGUCCUCCUCGAUCACGGCGCCGAUCCCAAUGCCGAAAGUGCAAUCAAACAAACCAUUCUCUACACAGCAGUUCAGAGCGGUAACGCUGACAUGGUAGGGCUACUUCUCGACAAAGGCGCAAGUGCGAAGCUGUUGAAUGUUCUUGGAACGAGUAUCCUGGAAGCUGCUAUUGGAAUGAAGAGAUUUCAGAUCGUAAAGAAGCUGAUCGAGGGGGGUGCCGAUGUUGAUGGCACAGAUGCGCAUCAGCAACCGAUUCUCAUCAAAGUUAUCAAGAACCCGUUUCUGAAUAACGACGAAAAGGUUGAGGUCAUGAAGAUGCUCAUGGCGAAUGGUGCCAGUCCUGAAGCGGUUGAUAUAACAUUCGGGCUGCCAGCUAUUUGUCACGCUGGCGAAAUGCCCAGUACCCCAGUGGUGCAAGCCCUUCUGAGCCGAGCCGUCAACACCAAGAACACUGUUGAAGCGCUGCUAGCACAAGGUGUGGAUGUCAAUGAGGUCGAUGGGCUCAACAGAACGCCACUGAAACUGGCUCUGAUGAGACUUGACUACAACUUGACGGCGAAGUUGGUGGAUUACGGUGCUGAUCCUACAGCCAAAGAGAAUCAAGAAGCUGUCAAGUUCGUCAAAGCUGUUGGGAGAAAGGAUCUUCAGGAACUUCUUCGACCAAGGGAAAUUGAGGCAGGUCCCUCAACUCCAGCUGUUCGACAUGAGGUCGAGUUGCCUACAUCUGAGGCACCACCGCCUUCGUACGAGCUUGUGGCGGGCAAGGUCUGA
Molecule: messenger RNA, 1815 nt
Organism: Fusarium subglutinans
Lineage: Eukaryota; Fungi; Ascomycota; Sordariomycetes; Hypocreales; Nectriaceae
Product: ankyrin protein
Exons: 3
Coding region: 1-1815 (604 amino acids)
Molecular function (GO): protein binding
Source: RefSeq, a predicted model, not a curated record